ACUAAAACAUAUUCUAAAAUGAAAUAUUAAUUUCUCUAAAAAAUACAGCGGCUAAGACCUGAGGGGUACGACCACUUUCCAGUGCUCCAUCUGAUCCACCACUCUUCCUGCUCGUUUUUUGCUUACUCUCGAAUCUAGUUCUUAGGGAAACAACCCCUGUGAGUCAGCCAGCAUGGGUUUCGGGUUCGGCCGCUUUGCUAGCUCCAUCACGCGCUGCCUUCCUUUCUUCAGUACUACUGUUCGAUCUCCCCUCUCCUGCUAUCCGGGGGGCCUGGUGUCGUCGGACCCUUAGCUCAAAUCCUCCGCAGAAGGGCGAUCGAUGGACGACGUGCUUAUGAUGCUAACAAUUUCGGUGAACCAUGCCCAGUGUUGAAUUCUUCUAGCUCGGAAUUGGCUGUAUUUAAUGCAUGAUAUGGGCGGUGAUGAAGUUAGUGGGUGGCGAGGAAGGUAGUGGGCAGAAACAGCGAGAAACUCAAGAAGGCAGCAACAAAGUGAGAAGCACAGUAAACAAACAGUGGUGAACGGCAAAAGAGCUCACCUAACAGAGUCGUAACAUCGUAGCCGCUUAUAUUAAUAUUAAUAGGCUAAAUGUGAAUAUGGGCUACCUGAUAUCUACGUAUCCACGUGACUUUGGGCUACCUGAUGAUGUUCACGUAUCUGAGACAAAAUGUUCACCAUGCUUAGAACUUUGGAAGGCAGACAUCUGCCCUAAGCCUAAGACUGAGCAUGACAUUUUUGUCUAUUUUCGCCCGAUCAGUCAAAAUGACCGUGAAUAUUUCGUUGCAUAUGAUUCCCUUGAAGAGGAUGGCCCCAUCUCACCCAAGUAUCGCAUAUAUGCUCCCCCUUUUCCUCCAAAAACUUACUCCUUCACUGGGUGUACCUGUGAUGGUCUCCUUCAUUUUCAGGAUAGAGAGUCAGGUCAUGUUCUUUGGAACCCAACAACGAGUGAGUAUAAGAUCCUUCCCAAUCCCUUUCUGGAACUCCCUCCCGGCCUUGAACAUUCGUCUGUAGCGAAUGGGAUGUGGUCCGACCCUAGAUUUGAAAAUUACAAACUGCUGCAUCUUGUACGGUCUCGGUUCAAAGACGACCCAGGGAUGCUCGUUAACGAGAGUUACCACAUUGACUUGUAUUCACUCAAAACCAAUUCCUGGAGGAGAAUACCAUGCACUGAGUUUGCCUCUGUUGAAAGGAAUAAUUGUACUUGCAUAUCUGGGGUUUUUUAUGCUGCAGCAUUUCAAAAGGAGGCUUGUACGUGUUGUAGCGGUGUUAUCCUUUCCUUCGACUUUUCUAUAGAAACUUUGUCCACUUUACCCUUACCUAACCAUAACGGCAACCGUUUUCUUCUUCUGGAGUAUAAAGGGUUGUUAAGUGCUCUUGAAUGCUGGGUUGAUGAUGAUGAUGAGGAUGAUGAGUCGUUUUAUCCACCUUGUGAUUUUGAACUUUGGAUCAUGAGUGAUGGAUCGUGGACAAAAGAAUCUAUUUUUCAUACUCGUUGUAUUCCGGAGCCAUCACAUUUUUCUCCAGAUGGGAAGCUAUUGUAUUUUGUAAACUUUACUGUUGGUUUUGAGCUAGUGGCGUUUGAUCGUGCCAUUGGAAAGUUGAAGCAUCUUGGUGUCAAUGACCCCCUGGGUUAUCCAAUGAUGAUUCCGUUCCUUGAGAGCUUUGUUCAACUCAAUGGAAUUUCAUGCAUGCAGGAGAGGUAUGAGCACGAAAAAGAAGAGAAGAAAUAGAUGAAGAUGUGACUGAAGCAAAAGGACCGCUGAUUCUAGUAUAGCUUGUUAUCU
Cuscuta campestris is the source of this 1784-nucleotide messenger RNA. Lineage: Eukaryota; Viridiplantae; Streptophyta; Magnoliopsida; Solanales; Convolvulaceae. The record is from the annotation of a GenBank genome assembly.